GCUGAAAGGCGAGCGGAGAUCCCCGCACCGGCGCGGGCAGCGGCGCGGAGGGCCCGCCGGCGACCAAUAGCCGGGGUGCGACCCGCCCCGUCCGCCCAGUCGCCUCCCCCUGGGGAGCCUAUAAGUCUCCCGCGGCGCCGGGGCGCCUGUUGCUCCGCGUCUCCGCCAAGGCCUGAGCUCGGCCGCCCUCCCUUCCCUCGGGCUGCCAGCCGCGGGUCCGCUACGCGGCUCGGCCCGUCACCUCCCGCCUGCAGUCGCCGUCCGGGGCCGACCGGGGGCCCCGCGCUCUCGCGAGAAGUGCGCCGCUGCAGGGCGGUGGGGUGCAGGAGCCGACGCCCGCCCUCGGCAAGCCGAAGAUGGGGAGCUGCGCGAGGAAGCGGCAGCUCUUGCUGCUGGCGCUCGUCCUGCAGCCCUGGAAUCCCUGCCUCGGUGCAGACGCGGAGAAGCCCUCCAGCAACCCCACAGAUAAAUUAUUAGUCAUAACUGUAGCAACAAAAGAAAGUGAUGGAUUCCAUCGAUUUAUGCAGUCAGCCAAAUACUUCAAUUAUACUGUGAAGGUCCUUGGACGAGGAGAAGAAUGGAAAGGUGGUGAUAGAUUUAAUAGUAUUGGAGGGGGCCAAAAAGUGAGAUUAAUGAAAGAAGUCAUGGAACAUUAUGCCAAUCAAGAGGAUUUGGUUGUUUUAUUUACUGAAUGCUUUAGUGUCAUAUUUGCUGGUGGUCCAGAAGAAGUUCUAAAAAAGUUUCAAAAGUCAAACCACAAAGUGGUCUUUGCAGCAGAUGGAAUUCUGUGGCCCGAUAAAAGACUAGCAGACAAGUAUCCCAUUGUACACUUUGGGAAACGCUACCUGAAUUCAGGAGGAUUUAUUGGUUAUGCUCCAUAUAUUAACCGUAUAGUUCAACAAUGGAAUCUCCAGGAUAAUGAUGAUGAUCAGCUAUUUUACACAAAAAUUUACAUUGAUCCACUGAAAAGGGAAGCUAUUAACAUCACAUUGGAUCACAAAUGCAAAAUUUUCCAGACCUUAAAUGGAGCUGUAGAUGAAGUUGUUUUGAAGUUUGAAAAUGGCAAAGCCAGAGCUAAAAAUGUAUUUUAUGAAACAUUACCGGUAGCAAUUAAUGGAAAUGGACCCACCAAGAUUCUCCUGAAUUAUUUUGGAAACUAUGUACCUAAUGCAUGGACACAGGACAAUGGCUGCACUCUUUGUGAAUUGGAUACAACUGACUUGUCUGCAGUAGAUGUCCAUCCAAAUGUAACAAUAGGUGUUUUUAUUGAGCAACCAACCCCUUUCCUGCCUCGAUUUCUGGACAUAUUGUUGACACUAGAUUACCCAAAAGAAGCACUUAAACUCUUUGUUCAUAACAGAGAAGUUUAUCAUGAAAAGAAUAUCAAGGCAUUUUUUGAUAAAGCUAAACAUGAAAUCAGUACUAUAAAAAUAGUAGGACCAGAAGAAAAUAUAAGUCAAGCCGAAGCCAGAAACAUGGGAAUGGAUUUUUGCCGCCAGGAUGAAAACUGUGAUUAUUACUUUAGUGUGGAUGCAGAUGUUGUUUUGACAAAUCCAAAGACUUUAAAAAUUUUGAUUGAACAAAACAGAAAUAUCAUUGCUCCUCUUGUAACUCGUCAUGGAAAACUGUGGUCCAAUUUCUGGGGAUCAUUGAGUCCUGAUGGGUACUAUGCUCGUUCUGAAGAUUAUGUGGAUAUUGUUCAAGGAAAUAGAGUAGGUAUAUGGAAUGUCCCAUACAUGGCUAAUGUGUACUUAAUUAAAGGAAAGACACUCCGAUCAGAGAUGAAUGAAAGGAACUAUUUUGUUCGUGAUAAAUUGGAUCCUGAUAUGGCUCUUUGCCGAAAUGCUAGAGAAAUGACUUUACAAAGGGAAAAAGACUCCCCUACUCCGGAAACAAUCCAAAUGCUCAGCCCCCCAAAGGAUGUGUUUAUGUACAUUUCUAAUAGACAUGAAUUUGGAAGACUGUUAUCAACUGCUAAUUAUAAUACUUCUCAUUAUAACAAUGACCUCUGGCAGAUUUUUGAAAAUCCUGUGGACUGGAAGGAAAAAUAUAUAAACCGUGAUUAUUCAAAGAUUUUCACUGAAAAUAUAGUUGAACAGCCUUGUCCAGAUGUCUUUUGGUUUCCCAUAUUUUCUGAAAAAGCCUGUGAUGAAUUGGUGGAAGAAAUGGAGCAUUAUGGCCAGUGGUCUGGGGGAAAACAUCAUGAUAGCCGUAUAUCUGGUGGUUAUGAAAAUGUCCCAACUGAUGAUAUCCACAUGAAACAAAUUGACCUGGAGAAUGUAUGGCUUCAUUUUAUCCGGGAGUUUAUUGCACCAGUCACACUGAAGGUCUUUGCAGGCUAUUAUACAAAGGGGUUUGCUCUAUUGAAUUUUGUGGUAAAAUACUCCCCCGAAAGACAACGUUCUCUUCGGCCUCAUCAUGACGCAUCUACAUUUACCAUCAACAUUGCACUCAAUAAUGUGGGAGAAGAUUUUCAGGGAGGUGGAUGCAAAUUUCUAAGGUACAAUUGCUCCAUUGAAUCACCGAGAAAAGGCUGGAGCUUCAUGCAUCCAGGGAGACUCACGCAUUUGCAUGAAGGACUUCCUGUUAAAAAUGGAACAAGAUACAUUGCAGUGUCAUUUAUAGAUCCCUAAGUUAUUUACUUUUCAUUGAAUUGAAUUUUCUUUUGGAAUGGAUGACUGGCAUGAACAUGUCUUUGAAGUUGUGCUUGAGAAGAUGAGAGGAAUAUUUAAAUAACUUCAACAGAACAACUUCACUUUGGGCCAAACAUUUGAAAAACUCAUAAAAAAAUCGUUUGAUAUUUCUUAUUGUCUGCUCUGAGCCUUAAAACACAGAUUGAAGAAGAAAAGAAAGUAAAAAAGUAAAUGGAAGUAUUUAUUUCUAUGCCUUAUUCUCUCUGAGAACAAUGAUAAUUUUCUGAAUUUGUGUUUCAGUGGAUGAAAUAUUCAGAUAAUACCAAUACACAAGUGACAAGUGAGACAAAUAAUGUUUUCUUAUUAAAAGCCUGGAAGAAUUUUAUUUAUCAACAUGUAGACAAAAUGGAUAUAAAUGAAAAUUAGCAAUUUUUGAAAUGUUGGAAAACGGGUUUUAAGUGAAUUUGUAUGCAACUAAUUGUGUAAGUACUUCCUGACCACCUGUGCAGGUACCUUUUAUAGUAAUUACUGAAGGGACAUUAAGAACAAUGUCACACAAUGUUUUCCUUCAAGAAACAAUAUAAAAUACAACUGAGACACAGGUCUGGUAGAAAACAUUUUUGUUUAGAUUUUUAGAUUUUGUCUUUUUUUCAUUUUUCAUUAGAAAUCAAGAUAUAUGUUCCUUCAGAUGAAUUUUCCAAGACGGAUUAUUCUAAGUAGAUGCUAGAUUUAAGAAAGCUUUCAAGCCUUCCUGUUUCUUAAAAUACAUUAAAUAUUGAUUUAAGAUUAGCAAAUGUCCUUAUGUCAAAACAGAUUUUUUUGUUUUUGUUUUUUAAUUUUAGAAAAUAAUGAGGAAAAAAAACUUUCAUUGAAGUUAGUAGUAGAAUUUUUUAUUUUUUAAAAAACUUCAUUAAGUACUUGAAUUUUAUAUCAGGAAAAUAGAAUUAGUGAGCCUUUCUUCUUCCCUUUUGCCCUUUGUCUUCCUCUUCACUCUUUCUAGGGAGGGUUAUUCACUUUUUUGUCUUCCCAGCAACUUCCCACUCUUUUUGCUACCUUUUCUUUAUCCCACUUUUAAAAAUUCCCCAACACAGAAAAAAUUUGUGACUUGAUUUUUCAUCAUUUCUCUGAGUGAGAUUUAAAAAUCCUCUUUGUAGCUACUAUUUUUAAUUUAAGGUUAAACUUGAAAGAAAGUUCUACAUCAUGGUGCCAAAAUUCAUUUUUCUAACACCAUGUGUUAGAAAAUUAUGAAAAAUAAAAUAAUUUAAAAUAA
Molecule: messenger RNA, 3903 nt
Organism: Manis pentadactyla (Chinese pangolin)
Lineage: Eukaryota; Metazoa; Chordata; Mammalia; Pholidota; Manidae
Gene: PLOD2
Product: procollagen-lysine,2-oxoglutarate 5-dioxygenase 2
Exons: 20
Coding region: 357-2633 (758 amino acids)
Biological process (GO): peptidyl-lysine hydroxylation
Cellular component (GO): endoplasmic reticulum
Molecular function (GO): iron ion binding; procollagen-lysine 5-dioxygenase activity; L-ascorbic acid binding
Source: RefSeq, a predicted model, not a curated record